Messenger RNA from Helianthus annuus (common sunflower), 824 nucleotides. RefSeq names its product protein C2-DOMAIN ABA-RELATED 4. Bases 173 to 667 code for a protein of 164 amino acids. The transcript has 3 exons. The record is from RefSeq and is a predicted model, not a curated record. NCBI's taxonomy places the organism in Eukaryota, Viridiplantae, Streptophyta, Magnoliopsida, Asterales, Asteraceae.
UUUACAAAUUCCACCCUGACUUCGUCUUCAUCUUCUUCUCCUCUAUAUAAACAUAACCCCAACACCAAACCAAUUCAAUUCAAUCAUAUUCUCUCUCCAUUUCACUUCAUCAUCUGCUCAGUUUCUUUGUUCCUGUUGCUGAUUGAACAAGUUGUAUUAUAAGUUAAUCUUGAUGGAGCAUUUGUUGGGAUUGCUUAGAGUUCAUAUCCACAGAGGUGUAAACCUUGCUGUUCGUGAUGUUACUACCAGUGAUCCUUACGUUAUUAUCCGUAUGGGCAAACAGAAAUUGAAAACUCGAGUGGUAAAGAAGAAUAUCAAUCCUGUGUGGGAUGAAGAUUUGACCCUCUCCGUCGCAGAGCCUCUCCCAGUCAAACUUGAGGUUUAUGAUAGGGAUACAUUUAGUAUGGAUGACAAGAUGGGGGAUGCUGUGUUUGACAUCCAGCCAUUCCUGGAAGCUGUUAGGAUGCGUUUAGGGAAUCUACCAAACGACACGAUCAUAACUACAGUGAAACCGACGAGGACUAACUGUUUGGCGGAAGAAAGCCACGUGACAUGGACUGAUGGAAAAGUUGUCCAACAUAUGGUUCUUAGGUUGCAAAAUGUCGAGUGUGGGGAGGUUGAGAUUAAACUAUCGUGGAUCGAUAUUCCAGGCUCCAGAGGUCUGUAGAUUAUUAGUUUAUUUUUAGUACUUGUAAACAAGUUUAUCUUGCAUAUUUAUUAAACCGAACUAGCUUUUAUCAUCUCUCUCGGAAUUGGAAAGUUUGGUUUUUGAUUUUGUUGGCAAUGUUGUUUGUGUAAAAGAAAAUGUGACAUGUCCUAACUUU